AGGCUUCCUGAGGAUCGCCUUUUCUUUCUUUUCAUAUCGUUGUUGCGACUUCGUUUCCUAUUGUCACGAUGAGAGACUCUGGUAUACUCCGAUCUUUAGUUCUAGCUUCUAUCAUACAUCGAGGACUCUGUGCAACAUAUUCAAGGACAUCCAACCUCGUCGGUCAAGGCUUUAUGAAUGCGUUUUAUUGGCAAGCUAUCUCCGAUCCCACCAAUGGGCGUGUAAACUACGUCGACGAUGCAACUGCCCAGAGGAGUGGGUUAGUAUCCGUGUCAGGAAACACUGUAACCCUCCGCGCCGAUGACAAGGCGGUUCUCAGUGCGAACGGACCUGGAAGGGACUCUUUCAGGAUAGAAUCCAAUGCGCAGUAUACCACUCAUGUUGCUAUAUUUGAUAUUGGCCACAUGCCGGAGGGAUGUGGUACUUGGCCUGCCGUAUGGGAGGUUGGUGCUAACUGGCCUAACGAAGGUGAGCUGGACAUAAUCGAGGGUGUUAACAAUGAAAGCCCGAAUGAAUCAACAUUGCACACUAGUGCGGGCUGCACGAUGCCAAACGGCCGAGAUAUGAGUGGAACGUCUACAGGUAGUAACUGUGACGUUGACCAAACUAAUAACAUGAGUUGUGGAGUGAAGCUCAGCGCCAGUGAUAGCUUUGGUCCAUCUUUCAAUAACAAUGGGGGCGGAUGGUAUGCUAUGGAGCGAACAAGCUCUGCAAUCAAAAUCUGGUUCUGGGACAGGUACAGUGGAUCGGUACCAAGUGAUGUGAAAUAUGCUGGCAAUAGCAUCAAUACUGGUGCAUGGGGUACACCAGCUGCGUAUUUUCCCGAUACAGACUGUGACUUUGCUUCACAUCUUGGUUCUCACAACAUUGUCAUCAACCUCACAUUCUGCGGCGAUUGGGCUGGAAGCAGCGAUGUUUAUGCUUCGUCUGGAUGUCCUUCGUCCUGUGUUGACUACGUUAACAACAACCCGACUGCUUUUAGUAAUGCUUAUUUCGAGUUCAAUGCCUUGAACAUCUACGAAUAAGCGCACAUCAUCUCAACAUGCAAUUGUAUCAUAAGCUAUAUUCAUACAUUUAUUU
Serpula lacrymans var. lacrymans S7.9 is the source of this 1080-nucleotide messenger RNA. RefSeq names its product glycoside hydrolase family 16 protein. Gene Ontology annotation, biological process: glucan catabolic process. Gene Ontology annotation, molecular function: hydrolase activity, hydrolyzing O-glycosyl compounds. Bases 69 to 1025 code for a protein of 318 amino acids. The record is from RefSeq and is a predicted model, not a curated record. The transcript is spliced from 11 exons. NCBI's taxonomy places the organism in Eukaryota, Fungi, Basidiomycota, Agaricomycetes, Boletales, Serpulaceae.